Physella acuta is the source of this 1596-nucleotide messenger RNA. RefSeq names its product spidroin-1-like. Lineage: Eukaryota; Metazoa; Mollusca; Gastropoda; Physidae. The record is from RefSeq and is a predicted model, not a curated record.
AUGGUGCUGGUCAGUCAAUCUGAUGGUGCUGGUCAGUCAUCUGAUGGUGCUGGUCAGUCAUCUGAUGAUGGUGCUGGUCAGUCAUCUGAUGGUGCUGGUCAGUCAUCUGAUGGUGCUGGUCAGUCAUCUGAUGGUGCUGGUCAGUCAUCUGAUGGUACUGGUCAGUCAUCUGAUGAUGGUGCUGGUCAGUUGUCUGAUGGUGCUGGUCAGUCAUCUGAUGAUGGUGCUGGUCAGUCAUCUGAUGGUGCUGGUCAGUCAUCUGAUGGUGCUGGUCAGUCAUCUGAUGAUGGUGCUGGUCAGUCAUCUGAUGAUGGUGCUGGUCAGUCAUCUGAUGGUGCUGGUCAGUCAUCUGAUGAUGGUGCUGGUCAGUCAUCUGAUGGUGCUGGUCAGUCAUCUGAUGGUGCUGGUCAGUCAUCUGAUGGUGCUGGUCAGUCAUCUGAUGGUACUGGUCAGUCAUCUGAUGAUGGUGCUGGUCAGUUGUCUGAUGGUGCUGGUCAGUCAACUGAUGGUACUGGUCAGUCAUCUGAUGGUGGUGCUGGUCAGUCAUCUGAUGGUGCUGGUCAGUCAUCUGAUGGUACUGGUCAGUCAUCUGAUGAUGGUGCUGGUCAGUCAUCUGAUGGUGUGGUGCUGUCAUCUGAUGGUGCUGGUCAGUCAUCUGAUGGUGCUGGUCAGUCAUCUGAUGGUGCUGGUCAGUCAUCUGAUGGUGCUGGUCAGUCAUCUGAUGGUGCUGGUCAGUCAUCUGAUGGUGCUGGUCAGUCAUCUGAUGAUGGUGCUGGUCAGUCAUCUGAUGAUGGUGCUGGUCAGUCAUCUGAUGGUGCUGGUCAGUCAUCUGAUGAUGGUGCUGGUCAGUCAUCUGAUGGUGCUGGUCAGUCAUCUGAUGGUGCUGGUCAGUCAUCUGAUGAUGGUGCUGGUCAGUCAUCUGAUGGUGCUGGUCAGUUGUCUGAUGGUGCUGGUCAGUUGUCUGAUGGUGCUGGUCAGUUGUCUGAUGGUGCUGGUCAGUCAUCUGAUGGUGCUGGUCAGUCGUCUGAUGGUGCUGGUCAGUCAUCUGAUGGUGGUGCUGGUCAGUCAUCUGAUGGUGCUGGUCAGUUGUCUGAUGGUGCUGGUCAGUUGUCUGAUGGUGCUGGUCAGUUGUCUGAUGGUGCUGGUCAGUCAUCUGAUGGUGCUGGUCAGUCGUCUGAUGGUGCUGGUCCAUUGUCUGAUGGUGCUGGUCCAUUGUCUGAUGGUGCUGGUCAGUCAGCUGAUGGUGCUGAUGUUAUUGGUCUUAUGGCUGUAGAUGUCAUUGGUCUUAUGGCUGUAGAUGUCAUUGGUCUUAUGGCUGUAGAUGUCAUUGGUCUUAUGGCUGUAGAUGUCAUUGGUCUUAUGGCUGUAGAUGUCAUUGGUCUUAUGGCUGUAGAUGUCAUUGGUCUUAUGGCUGUAGAUGUCAUUGGUCCUAUGGCUGUAGAUGUCAUUGGUCCUAUGGCUGUAGAUGUCAUUGGUCUUAUGGCUGUAGAUGUCAUUGGUCCUAUGGCUGUAGAUAUGCUAAUAGCCCAAUGUCUUGACACAUAUGGUCACGUGUCUCCCGUCGUUGAUUCAACAAAAGCCAAUAGAACACGAUAA